AUGGCGAAAAUACACUACAAAAUUGGCGGCGGCAGCAUCCCAAGCGAGUCUAUCAACUCAUCUCAUGUUGAUGAUGCUCUGAAAUAUCUCCACUCCGUGGGCAAUGCCGGCGACGUUUCUUUUACAGCUCAAGAUGAAAAACAAGUCGUUCGGAAAAUAGAUUGGAUGCUACUACCUCUGAUGGCAGCAAUGUAUAAUAUUCAAUACCUUGACAAGACGAUAUUGAACUAUGCCAACGUUAUGGGACUGGCAAAAGAUACCAACACUAGUGCAAGCCAGUUUUCUUACUUAGCAACUGCCUUUUACGUGGGAUACCUAAUUUGCGAAUUUCCUCAAGGCUAUGUGAUUCAACGAGUUCCGCUAGCGAAGUGUCUAGGAAUCAACCUCGUCCUCUGCGGCGUCUGUGUCGCAGCGAGCUCUGCGGGUACUAAUUAUGCCACUCUUGUCAUUUUGCGGGUACUUCUGGGAUGUUUCGAGUCGGCUAUUUCCCCUAGCUUGAUGCUUUUGACAUCAAUGUGGUAUAAGAAGAGUGAACAGCCCAUCAGAAUUGGUAUAUGGUUUGGAUCAGGAGGAUUAUCAACGAUUGUUGGCGGUUUGUCCAGCUUCGGGUUUCAACACUACCACGGACGGAUUUUUAAAUCAUGGCAGAUCAUGUUUCUCGUCUGUGGAGUAGUCACCAUUUUAAUCGGGAUUUGGGCACUUCUAGUGUUUCCAGAUAAUCCAAUGAGCUCGGGUCUUACACAGCGCGAGAAACUUAUUGCGAUUGAGCGGCUUCGCUCUAACAAAACAGGAAUCGAAAACAAGACCUUUCAGAAAGCUCAAAUGUUCGAGGCAUUGAGGGAUGCAAAAGUCUUGAUUAUAAUGGUAAUGGUUAUAUGUGGAUCUGAGAUCAAUGGAGCUUUAGCCAAUUACCAAACUUCACUUAUCAAGUCAUUUGGUUUCGGUUCCAAAAAAAGCGCAUUAUUAUCAGUGCCUACCGGUGUAAUUUCAAUACUUGUUUGCACAAGCAGUACGUAUGUUGCUGGUAGGACUAAUCAACGUCUUCUAGUUCUGGCCUGUUUUCUCCCUCUUGGAAUAGUCGGCGCUUCAUUGAUGGCAUUCCUUCCCACGAGUGCGCGUCCAGGAAAGAUGGUUGGUCAGUAUCUCACGCACAUGGUUCCUACCACUCCAAUUAUAUAUUCUAUUGCCGCAGCAAAUUUCUCCGGUCACACUAAGAAGAUCACUGUGAAUGCUUUGAUAUUAAUAUCGUUCUCAAUUGGGAACAUAAUUGGUCCACUUACCUUCACUGGCGCGACCGCACCAGAUUAUUUCCCCGCCAAGAUUGCUAUGAUGUGCUGCUUUUCUGGCGCCUUCGUGCUUGUGUUUGUUCUACGAUUUGCGUUUCUCCUUGAGAACAAGAAGAGAGACGAGCGUGGAGAGGACAACUUUGAGAUUGAUAAUGCAUUUCUGAACAUUACAGACAUCCAAAAUAGAAGCUUUAGAGUGGAAGAAAUGGUACACGAGCCCCGUCAAGGUUUAAUGAAUAAGGAUAAUUAUGAUCCUGGAAUGAAGUGGUCUCAAACAGGACGGAGUCACGAUGCUUACGACAUGCCGGUCCCAAAAUCUUUCAUCAUGGCUACUACGAAACACCUGACCACUCAUGCUGACUUUAUCAUCAUCGGUGGAGGAACAGCAGGUUUAGUGUUAGCCAAUCGUUUGACUGAAGAUCCGAACACUCAAGUUUUGGCUGAUUUUGACGCAUGGUGUGAACUCGGAAAUAGCGGCUGGAAUUGGUCUUCUAUUGCCCCUUAUUUCAAGAAGUCGUAUACAUUGUUACCACCAUCUAAUCAAGCGACCCUUGACCAUCUCGGUAUUGACUGGGUCAAUGAGGACUAUCGCGGGAAAGACGGUCCCAUCCAGGUUUCUUUUCCAGGUGUCAUUCAAAACCCUCUUUGUAAGGCCUGGAUUGACGCUUUUCGCGGUAUCGGCAAGGCGACUAGUGGUGAUCCUUUUUCUGGCAACUCAGUGGGAGGUUACAGUAAUGCAGCGACCGUCGACCCGGCUACCAAGACCCGAAGCUAUGCAGCUUCGGCGUACGGGCUACCAUUCCUUCACAGACCGAACUUUCGUGUCAUUACUGAUGCAAUUGUUCACAAAAUCAAUUUCGAGAAUGAGAAUGGUGGCAUCACUGCCACAGAAGUCAUUCUUUCUGCUGGUGUUUUCAACACGCCCAAAAUCCUUGAACUUUCUGGUAUUGGUAAGAAGCAACUGCUUGAAAAACAUUCCAUCCCAGUCGUGAUUCCAAAUCCCAAUGUCGGAGAGCAUCUACAAGACCAUUUGAUGACGGGUGUUUCAUUUGAGGUCGUGGAUGGUAUUGUGACAGGAGAUCCACUGAUGCGACAAGAACCGGAAGCUCUCCAGCAAGCACAAAGCUUAUAUUUUGAACACAAGGCUGGCCCUUUCACCAUUGGCGGCAUGCAAUCUCACGCGUUUAUGCCCAUUGUUGAGCUUGCAAAUGUGGAAGACCGCAAAGUGCAAGAGCUUCUGGAUGGGCAUCAUGCAAAGCCAGAAGAUCGAGAGCAUUGCGACAUAGUGCAGUCUAUCAUCCAGAAACCAGAUGAAUGCUCUGCAGCAUGGCUCAUGUUUCUUGCGCAAGUCAAUCUUCACGAAGCAGGCACAAGCUUCGUAGGUAACAAUCUUCUACCAGGAAACUUUGCCAGUUUCGGUGUUUCCCAAUCUCACCCUUUCUCCCGCGGCUCGACGCAUAUUGCUUCCGCAAACAUCAACGACAAUCCACUCAUUGACCCCAAUUAUUUUUCGCAUCCAGCUGAUCUUGAGAUUAUGGCACGACACCUCCAAGAAAUGGAAACACUCCGAAACACUAAGGAGCUCUCGCCAUUUUUCAAACCGGACGGGAAAAGGAAUCACCCUGAUGCUUACAAAAUCUCUACUUUGGAAGGUGCGAAGAAAUACAUCCUCGAUACUGCUCUAACAACGUAUCAUACGUGUGGUUCAGCAGCCAUGUUACCGAAAGAGAAGGGAGGUGUUGUGGAUGACAAGUUAGUGGUAUAUGGCACGACUAAUCUCAGAAUUGUUGAUGCGAGUAUAUUUCCGCUGAUUCCUCGGGGAAAUAUUAUUUCUUCGGUGUAUGCUGUUGCGGAGAAGGCAGCGGAUAUUAUCAAAGGUGUUUGA
Molecule: messenger RNA, 3171 nt
Organism: Glarea lozoyensis ATCC 20868
Lineage: Eukaryota; Fungi; Ascomycota; Leotiomycetes; Helotiales; Helotiaceae
Product: MFS general substrate transporter
Exons: 18
Coding region: 1-3171 (1056 amino acids)
Biological process (GO): transmembrane transport
Cellular component (GO): membrane
Molecular function (GO): oxidoreductase activity, acting on CH-OH group of donors; flavin adenine dinucleotide binding; transmembrane transporter activity
Source: RefSeq, a predicted model, not a curated record